This is a messenger RNA of Papilio xuthus (Asian swallowtail), 1252 nucleotides long. RefSeq lists its product as uncharacterized. The record is from RefSeq and is a predicted model, not a curated record. The transcript is spliced from 2 exons. Bases 59 to 1210 code for a protein of 383 amino acids. Lineage: Eukaryota; Metazoa; Arthropoda; Insecta; Lepidoptera; Papilionidae.
UUACACGUAAAUUUCACUUCCUCUCAGUUUUCAGCCGACGCGAGGCGGGAGCGCAACGAUGCGACUCAUUAUUGUGUUUAUAUUAACGUGCUGUGCUGCUGGUAUAUUAUGCGAUAAUCCACCUUGUGAUACAAACUCCUCCAUGCCAGAAAUUAUAAGAGUCAAACGCGCCAAAUACUACUCCAGUCCCCCGCAGAGGUUCUACAAAAGGCCUCCCUUGAGCUACCCGCCGACUCAUGGCGCAUUCUCCUACACUCCGCCGCCAAACCACAUGAUGGACGAUGAAGACCAACCACCUAAUCAUAGACCACAUAAAUACACCAGACGACCGACCAACGAAGGCCUCGGUGAGGAAGACAUAAACAAUCUAUUGAAAUAUUUGUCCAAAAAGGAUUUAGAUAAAAUUGUCGAGCACACAUUAGCGAAAGAUAAAUUUAAAAAAGGCUAUGAUAAACCUUUGGAUUUUCCCAAACCUGUAUACAAUGAGGUUAACAACGAAGCUUUCGAAGAUGGGAACAAAUUUUCUUUCAACGGCCCAUACAUUAAGGCGCAUGGAGAUUACGCACCAGCAAACGAACACCCAAAUUACAACGAAAACUAUUCAGAGUCUAGACCAAUUGUAGUACCAGAUACUCCACAAAUUGCUGGCAACUUGCAAGUUUUUUCUUCAGCACCGAGUGAAGGGAUGGUAUCCAAUCAGCAGUUCGCAGUAGUGGAUGGUUAUAUGCAACAAGCAAUCAAUGGUCUAGGCUCUCAAUCGGGUUUGAAUAUAUUCACGGACAGUAAAGUAAUGCAAGAGGAACAGUUACCAAUUCCUUCUAACCUGAGAUACGAAGACCAUUUUGCUUCGUUUACUAACAAUGACCCCACUGUUGUUAAGGCAGACACCAGUUCGUACAAAGUGGAGAGUUUCGGCAGCCUGCCUCUAAUGAAUUACGACUCAAAGCUGCAUACUGUUAGCUCAUACAAGGUGCCGCAUUAUACUGUAACGUCUAAUCAAAACCAGCCAACAGCUCCUCAACAACAGCCACCAUCGAGCAACACCCGCGUGGAACUCGCCAGUUCUCGGGAGACCAAAUACCCGGACCAGAGCGACGCCCACCUCAAGGCCACUAAGAUAUGGACCCACAAGUCUACCGGCACAGCCUACUAUCUACAUAAAGAUGGUACAUUGUCGCUGGAGAGACCACGACAUCCUAAGUAUGGUUAGUUAGUAACGAGUUUUAAGAUAAUUUAUUGUUAGAUUUAAGUA